This is a messenger RNA of Fulvia fulva, 1113 nucleotides long. RefSeq lists its product as uncharacterized. The transcript has a single exon. The record is from RefSeq and is a predicted model, not a curated record. Lineage: Eukaryota; Fungi; Ascomycota; Dothideomycetes; Mycosphaerellales; Mycosphaerellaceae. Bases 1 to 1113 code for a protein of 370 amino acids.
AUGCCGGAACGUCUCUUCGUCAGCUUUGAACAUUGUCACACCAAGAAAGAUCCAUCUUCGACCCGAGCUGUGCGAUCAUGGGUCACGAAGGUUCAGCACGCUCGACAGCCUAGGCGUCAAGUGGACAGAGCAUCGCCGACGACCAAGGAGGAGGAGCAAGAGCAUGCGAAUCAGCCUCUGCGGAACCUACCCACUCACGAUUUUGGUGAUCUAAUAGUCACAUCCGCAGAAUCUGCCAAGGUCGUAACAUGGUCAUGGGAGCCUGUUGACCCGACAUCGGGGCCUUCUCCAACGACAAGACGCAGGAUCCAAGCACAUGUGGCACACAGGCAGCACGAGAAACGUCGCCAGUCAGAGCGUGGGAAGAGUAUGCCGCUGAAAUCGACGAGCUCUACAAGUAGUACCUUUACCUCACCCCUGCCAACUCCGUUGCUUGAGAGGACCUUCUCAGCGUCGCCGCCUUUUUAUAUACAGGAUCCGGCUGAUCCACUUGGUGUUUAUGCCCGUCGGCUUAACACCAGUGUGCCGGUCAUCUGGUCGCACUAUCUAUGGCGGGAACGCGAGCACGGUCGUGCUUUUGGUGAGCAUUAUCCGCAAUUUCAAGGUUGGGGGCCAAAGUAUCUGCAUCCUUUCAUCACCAACAAUCGCGCAUUCCUUGCCACCACAGUCCUCUUUACGGGUGCCCAUCUGCGCUUUCUGCAGGGGCACGAUACCAUGAGCAUCCCAAUCCUCCAACUACGAUCCCUCGCCCACGAUUACGUACAGGCGGCAAUCGAUAGUGAGUCGGAGCGCCUGGCAGACUCUAAUAUGUUGGCAAUAGUAAAGCUCGCUCUCCUCGAAGCGAUUUUCGGGAUCAAAGAGGCGUACAAGGUUCACAUGCGAGCUGUGGCGAGGAUGGUACAGCUCCGUAUGGGUCUUCUGAACUUAGGCAUGGAAGGCUAUACAGCUCGACUCUUGGUAUGGUUCGAUGCGAAUCUCAGUGCUACCGCAGGCUCACCAAGGUACCUGGCUGAGGAAGCGUCCCGGACGACAGCGUCGACAGAUCUCAGAAGAAACGAGGAAACAUUUCGGCUUGGCGUGCACGAGCGGAUGGGUCACAACGACGAUGUUUGA